UCUUGCAACGAUUCCACGAUGAAAGGCGUUUUUAUACUGCUUUUUUGUCUAACUUUCGUCCAGGCUGGACUGCCGUUUGAAAGUGCGAUUCCUGUUCUUGAAGCUCAGAGUAUCGGAAGGGAUCCUCGCAUCGUCAAUGGAAAUCCCGCUCCAGCUGGACGAUUUCCGUAUCAAGUAUGGCUCCUCGGCCAGGGAGCUGUAGGCCAUGCAUGUGGAGGAUCGUUGAUAACCUACGACUGGAUAUUGACGGCGGCCCAUUGCGUAACUGGAAUAACUCGAUGUUACGUAACCAUGGGAACCAUCAACCGCAAUCAGCCGGAGUUUAUCGGGCAAUCUACUCACUUUAUCGCUCAUCCACAGUAUAACAGAGACAAUCUGAAUAAUGACGUUGGACUGAUAUUGCUUGAGUCGCCGGCUCCAAAGAACUCUCCUAACAUCAAACCGAUUGAUCUACCUAAUCCAGGACGUUUUGGAGAAACCUUUGUGAAUAAGCGAGCCACAGUUUCUGGUUUUGGAACUACCGUAGACAGUAAUCUAUAUGGACCAUCUGAAGUGUUGAACUGGAUCGAUGUUACAGUCAUCUCGAAUGACGAAUGUGCUAAUGUUUUUGGGCCAUUUUUGGUGAUUGAUUCAACGAUAUGUGCUAAGGGGGCAGAUGAUCUUAGCCAGGGUCCAUGUUUUGGAGAUUCCGGAGGCCCGUUGACUAUUCAAGAAAACGGAACCAGUUUGCAAAUUGGAGUGGCUUCGUUCGUUUCCUCGAAUGGAUGUUCAUCGGGCAGGCCGGCAGGAUACGCCCGGAUCAGCUAUUACGUUGAAUGGAUCAAUGGAAUAACAUCAUCAGGGCAAAGACUUGGGGCAUCGAUUCUAUCCGUUAUGGGACUCCUGAUAGUUCAUGUUCACUCGCGAAACAGAAGUUGAAAUUUAUGUUUGUUGUAGGUUUCGACUUUCUCGAUAUUUUGGUACAGAGGAUACUUUAGCAUUCUCUGUACCAAAAUAUCAAGAAAUUCAAAGCUUACAUACUUUCUGAAUGCACACAUGGUGUAGUGAUAAGCCUUG
Uranotaenia lowii is the source of this 1056-nucleotide messenger RNA. Its product is annotated as collagenase-like. Gene Ontology annotation, biological process: proteolysis. Bases 19 to 918 code for a protein of 299 amino acids. Gene Ontology annotation, molecular function: serine-type endopeptidase activity. Lineage: Eukaryota; Metazoa; Arthropoda; Insecta; Diptera; Culicidae. The record is from RefSeq and is a predicted model, not a curated record. The transcript is spliced from 3 exons.